AUUUAGAUGAAACUUCAAAAGUGUGAAACCAUCAGAAAAUAAUAGAUCGGUAUUUGUUAGUUAUAUUAUAGAAUCUAUGUACAUAAAAGUAGUUUUCUUUUUUAUAAUUCGUGGAAAGUGACAAAAAAUUAAAAGGUCACGAUUAAGUGACCCCUGGUUGCGCAUGUUACUCUUAGUUCCAUUGACUAAUGUUAAGCAAAGAAAGAAAGUGAAAGCAGAUAGAUGUGCAGGUUUAAAAUGAAUGUGUCGUAAUAUUUAUUCGAGUAAUAAGAUACACCAAGUAUAAUACACAUAUUCUCAUGACAAAUCACGUGCGAUACAAGAGAAUGAAAUAAUACAAUUUGUCUUGUGUGUUUUUCAAAUCAUUUAUGGUUAAUUGUAUACACAUGCACUGUAUACUUGAAAAUGACCUAGAUAGGUUAUACCAUUAUGAUACCUGACCUAAAUUUUUCUGUGUACCAUUAUAAUAAGAAGUACUAUGUCUGCUUCAUUGUCUAAUAUGUUCACUCGAUGAAUAUACAAUGGAAUGGAAUGGCUCUAGAGAAAUGGAGGAACGUAGGUGCAUUGCAGAUACUGGGAAAACUUUAAGAAAGUAUGGAAGUACAGCUAAACACAUGACCAGAACAGAGAGUUUAAUAAAACAUAUUGUUUUAUCUACGGAUACACUUCAAGGAAUUGCACUUAAAUAUGGUGUUACAACUGAGCAAAUAAGAAGAGUUAAUCGACUAUGGGCAUCAGAUAGUUUAUUUUUAAGAGAAUAUCUCCUUAUACCUGUUAGUGCAGAGAGCCCAUUAGCUUCAUCCAUUGAAUCUGCUUCAUACAGUGAUUCAGAAUGUAACACUUCUCAAAAUGUAUCUAGUCCAUCUGUAACAUCACCAUUAGACGAUGAAAGUACAGCUGACGACUUCUUAGCUAAAAUGGAUUCUAGUAUAGCUAAUGUUAAGAAAGAAAUUAAACGUACUCAAGGAAGUAGUGAAUUCUGUAAUGAAGGUAAUGACACUUAUGUACAACAACGAAAAUCAUCCAAUAAAUUUAGAGAUUCGCUUUCUUCGAAUACCAAUAUAUCAGCUCAUUCAUCAGAAUUAAGGCUAUCAUCAUCCUCUAGUGAUACGCAAAAUUUUCCCACCGCUGUAGUAAUGACCCAGGGAAGAAAAGUUAAAACGUCGUUACAAAGACUUCAACAGCAACAGGAUGAAAUGUUCCAAUUGUAGCAUCUAAGUCUUAUUAAUGUAUAAUAUUUUACAAUUCAGCAGAUGUUAUUAAAGACCUUGCU
Molecule: messenger RNA, 1273 nt
Organism: Polistes dominula (European paper wasp)
Lineage: Eukaryota; Metazoa; Arthropoda; Insecta; Hymenoptera; Vespidae
Gene: red
Product: LysM peptidoglycan-binding domain-containing protein red
Source: RefSeq, a predicted model, not a curated record